GGCCGCCACUCUCUACACACCCACGCUCUCGAGCCUCUUGUUUUGUUUUUGUUUUUUUUUUUUGUUAUUCUUCUUUCCUCCGUCAACGGACCAUCGCCGCCCGAGUAUACAUACGCGGUCCAUUCUAUUCUCAUCUAUUUUCUUCCCUCGCCGACUCGCGCGGCCCUUUCUCUCUCCAACUUCGUCAAUAGCACGCCCACGUAUACCACCUCGCGCCGGAGAGCCGCGGCCGGACUUUCUAUUUUGACCUCGAGGUGCUUGGGCUGCCACCGCCACUGCCAACCGCCUGCACGGCUACGCGAUUCGGUGGUACGAACAUUUUGUGCGCAAAAGUACAUACAUUUAAUCCCUCGUUCUGUGUUGGUGCGCGUCUAUUGUAUCAUCAAUAUAUACAUAUACGCUUAUCCACCCCCGAUUGGAGAGAGGAGGGGGGGGGACGAUAAUGCGGGGCCGCUCGUCCGAUCUUCCAUCCGAGGUGCAAGCUGAGCCCACGACGAAAGUACGCAACGACAAUCGAAGUCGCCUGAACCGAUCGAGGAGCAGCAGAGAAAGCCGCGCCGCGUAGGUGGAGUGAAAGCCGCGGAUGGUGUGCCAAGUAAUAUAUUCCCGCUGGGCUGCCUCUUUUUUUUUUUUAUCCCCCAUCCGCGAAUACGAACGCAUACAAAUAAUCUUCGGAUAGUGCUUUGGUGCAGGAGGAACAGUAAAUAUACAGUGUAUAUAGUAUAUACGUAGCGCAGUCGAGGGGGGCCUUUUGUUCGUUGGCGCUGGCGUAACCGGUUCUCCCCCUGUGGCCAACCUGUGCUCGAACGAUCGCGCUCUCGUUUCGGGGGCCCGACGAGCGUUCGUCGCCGUGUGGUGUACAACCACCGCAUAUGUUUCGCGCACGCAGCUGCGGACCAAUUGCUUUUUGCCGGACUAAAGAAGAACAGCUGAUGUGUCGUUGUAACUGGUGCGAGUGAUCGGAGAUAUACGUACAGGGGAGAGAGGGAAACAAAAGGGGGGUUGGUGAAGAGUCGUCAAUAAGGGGCGUUUGGGUUGAGUAAAGUGGUGGUCAUGAUGGGUGUACUGAGGUGGAGGCACGACCUGAGGUCGGAGGCUAGCCAGCAACAGCAGAGGAGCGCCAACGCCGAGAGGAACUCGCACAAUCACACGCUGCCCAAGCUACUGUCGCAGACGUCGCGGGACGAGCGAACGAGCGCAACGAGCCCGGCCACCAACUCGCAGGCGAGCGGCACGCCGACCCCGGUUCCGUCGCCCGUGGGCGAGGCACCCCUGGGUCGUGCCCUGAUGGAAGCCGCGAUCCAGCACGCAAGCAUGACGUCCCAGGCGCCACCGAUGGUUGUCACGCCAGCCGGUUACUGGCUCGACGGCACGGAUCACAGGCACAACCUCGACUCGGCCGGAAGGGCCCUACUACCGGCCCAGCCUGCCUGGCAGCCCAGGAUCGACCAGGACGACACCGCCAAGUGCUACAGGCGCUUUUUCGUCGGCAGGGAACACCUAAACCUCGUGGGACGCGACUCGGACAACGGGCCGGUGCUGGUGUCGAUAAAGGCCGAAACGGUAGCCGGCCAGGAGCACUGGCGCGUCCUGCUACGUCUGAGGGCCGGCUCGAUGCACGACCUCAUCUCGGCGACCGUCCUCGGACCCAACCCUUCCCCCGUCAAAAUGGUCAAGGUAAUCAUCUCGCAGGCGAUAAACGACGGGCUGAGCGUGAACUCGCUCGUGCCGGUCAUGUGCUCGGGAGCGGGUACCCUGAUAGCCCGUUACGACGAGCACGCUCUGGUCUCGCGGUUCAAGUUCGGGGUCCUCCACCAACGAGUCCGGCAGGUCACCGAGGAGCAGCUGUUCGGCAACCGGCAGAUCACACCUGCCUUCCAAGAGUUCCUCGAUUUGCUCGGCCAACGCAUCGAUCUCAAGGAUCACAAGGGAUACCGAGGUGGCCUGGACACGCGCCACGGUCAAACGGGUGAUACAGCGGUGUACGAGGUGUUCCGGGGCCGAGAGGUGCUAUUCCACGUGGCCUCGAUGCUGCCCUACAGCCCCGGGGACUCGCAGCAACUGCAGCGCAAACGUCACAUCGGCAACGACAUCGUCGCCAUCAUCUUCCAGGAGGAGCCCACGCCCUUCAGUCCCGACAUGAUAGCCAGUCACUUUUUGCACGCCUUCAUCGUCGUCCAGGCCAUCGAUCCUUGCACGCCUAACACGAGGUACAAAGUCAGCAUCACGGCGCGAGACGACGUGCCCUGGUUCGGCCCGACCCUUCCGACUCCGGCUGUUUUCAUGCGCGGAGUCGAGUUCAAGGAGUUCCUGCUCACGAAGCUCGUCAACGCCGAAAACGCGGCCUACAAAGCCGAAAAGUUCUCCAAGCUCGAGUUGCGCACGAGAACGGCUCUGCUCGAGUCCCUGGUCGAGGAGCUUCAGUCCAAGACCCAAGAGUUCCUGGGCUCGGGUCUCGGUGCCACAAACUGCCCGGUGAGUCCUACCUCGGGCGGGGAUGUCUCCGGCACCAGCUCGAGCGGUGGUGGCGGUGGCGGAUCUCGGUUCAUCGACACCGUGCGCAAGGCCCUGAUUUCUCGGGUGCGCAACGCUUCGACCGAGAGCGUGCCCCAACAGCUGUCCAAGAAAGCCCAGUCACUCGAGCCCAGUCCACCCAGCAACAGGCAGUCCACGGGCGGCGGCAAGCUAUCCACCAGCGCCUCAACCGGCAAGAGAUCCGUCGAGCCGGCCAGUCCGCUUGGAUCGCCCGACCUCACUCUCAGGAGCAGGGACUCGGACAGGAACAGCCCGAGUCUGGGUAGCCAGGACAGCAGUUUGUCCAACACGGACAACCAGGACAGCAGCAGCUUGACCACGGUACAGCAGCAGGACGAGGACAACAGGCGCGAGACCAGCUCACUGAACGGCCUCGCGAGUGAGGGCAGCAACAGUAACACCGGGAGUGUGAGCAUCGCCGAGAAGUGCGCGAGCAGCGGCAACGUCGUGCUCGUCGGGUCCUCGUCGUCGUCGAGCUCCGGCUUUCAGAGGCUCACCCAUGAGAAUCUGAGGAGGCGAGAGGAGCGAGCUGCCGCCGCGGCUGCUGCGGCGGCCGCCGCAGCCCUUCAGGAGAAGACGAUAAUCGAGCAACAGCAGCACAGGGUUGUGUCCGAGAGCGACGAUAGUUCACUGAACAGCGAGCUCGAGCUCGACCAGGCCGUUUAUCCGGACAGCGACACGGGACUGGAGAGCAUGAGCUCAGCCGAGACCCACGAGGCGAGGUGUAGUGCUGGAAAAGAGGCCGGUCAGACCGGGUUGGUCAUGGAAACGGACCUGCUCAGGCAGGAGGUCCAGAGGCUCAAGGGUGACAAGCUGGACUUGUUGAGGCAGAACGUGUCAUGCCAACGAGAUAUAAAGCGCCUGCGGGAAAAAGAAUUGGAACUACAAUCAGACCUGGCGUCAGCCUCGAAAGAGAUUCUCCGGCUACGAGCGAUGCUCAAGGAGUGCUCGACGGGCUUACCUCUGGAUAACAACAAUCAGCAGGCGUCGACCGUAUGAGAGGAGUGAUCCAGCGGUGAUCCCUAGAUUACCGUGGCGAUUGAUAAGAGGCACUGACGGUGCUUUGCGAGCUUUAAAAGCGGCCAAAGCCUAGAAGCUAUACACACACAGCUGUAUAUGUACAAAAUAAGGAGUGCGCAAGAGAUAACGUGUAGAGUAUAGAGCAACAAUAAGCGAAAACGAAUUCUUCUGUCGUGUCUUUCUCACCUUUGUUCUCUGUUGUCGUUGACUCGUCGUUGUUGCAAGGCCCGAAUUAAGAAGUCACAGAGAUCUUUAGACGUAUCUUUUGUUCGAUCUUUCAAAUAACACGAUCAUGUUCAUUAAUAAUUGGUUUUUUUUUCGAUAACAGACAAAGAUCUUUUCAUCUCAAGAUUUGCAAUUGGUGUAAUUACAUAUUUACUGCGCGUUAUGUAAACCCUAGAAAACGCUAUGCUCAUUCUCGUUACAAGUUGUUGUCAUUCUCAACUUUUUUUCGAAAAAAAAAAAAGAGACAAUGUAGCUUCUCUUUUAGACGAUGUUAAAGAGAGAAACAAAAAACUAAACGUAGAGUUACGAUGAUGGGUACAAAUUAUGAAGAAAUUCAAUGCUUAUGUAUAUAAGAAUCACGUUGCGUGUAAGCAAUGAGAUAGUGAGUCGCUUUGCGAGUUUUUAUUCGACGAAAGGGAGCUUUAGAGACUCCGUUGACACGCGCGCACGCUAAGAGAAUGACGUUAUAUAGCAAACCUGACUGUGAGAGUAUUUGUGCAAGUUGUAUUUGGAAAGUAUUUAAGAUACUAAUUUAUUUUGUAGCUGAUAAGACAACGCAACAAAAAAACAAAUCCCUCUUUGUAGUCAAUGUAUAGAGAGAUAAAAAAGAGAGAGUAUAAUGAUGUAUUAAUUAUAUGGAAAAUAAGAAAAAUUAAAAAAUGCCGACAAUCGCUGUCGAUGUGCAUGUUUUAGAUGAUUGAGGCUUGAGUAUAUAAAAAAAAAAUUGUUAGAUUAAAUUUUUAAACGUUACUCUUGAUUGCACCAAUGCACACCCAUGAGUAGCAAACAAAAUUAUAUUGAGAGCACACAUUAUACAUCGAUAUUAUCAUUGCUAUAUUAUUAACACUUAUUAUUAUUACUACUAUUUUCAUAAGUAUUAGUUAAAUCGUGUUACCUAACUACUAUCUCCCAUUAUCAGUUGUUCUUUUCUUUAUCUCAGUUGCACCUUUCAUUUAUUUUUGCGAGCUUCUACAUCCGUAUGCAUCCUUUCUUUAAAAGAAUGAGAUAUAUCAAAUCGAUGUAAAUGUAACGUACAUUUUAGCGCUCGUUAAAACUCUGCAAUUUAUAGAAAUUAUUUAUGAUAUGUAAUUAAAAAAAAGUUUAUCUAUUGGUUAACGAUGAUCCUAAGAUUUAUAAUCUUGCUAAAUUUUUUAUGAAUCAUAUUAUUGAAUUACGAUAACGGUCAGUAAUACAAAUUAAAAAUUUUAUGGAAUAAACUGUAUAUUCUUAUAUGCGGCAUAUAAUGUAUGUCAAGUAUUACAAAAGAUUAAUCCUUUUUUUAUAAAACUAUUUUCUUCUUACUUGUAUUAUUCCCUUCUUUCUAAUGAUUAAAGAUUUUAAUGCAUCUAAUGAUUUAAUUGGUUAUUUUUUACAUUGAAAUACGUUCGUAUAUAUGUGUACAUAUAUCAGUAAUAAAAAAUUGUAGUAGAGCACCAAACACGAAUAAAAAAAAAACAACUAGCAUCGAUCGCAUAACCAAAUACCAAAGUUUAUCUCGUUAAGAUUGCGCUCUUUACUUUCCUACAUUCCUCGUUUCCUCUUCAGAUUGUAUUGCACAUUUUUCGGAGCACAAGCGGUAGCGCACAAUCGUUGUAAAACUUACAAACAAGAAAAAAAAAAAAAAAUAAUAAAUAAAUGAAUACGGAAAAUUAGGAGAGAAAACAAUAAUUGUAU
Copidosoma floridanum is the source of this 5454-nucleotide messenger RNA. RefSeq lists its product as uncharacterized. Gene Ontology annotation, cellular component: cytoplasm. Gene Ontology annotation, molecular function: GTPase activator activity; protein binding. Gene Ontology annotation, biological process: regulation of small GTPase mediated signal transduction. The record is from RefSeq and is a predicted model, not a curated record. NCBI's taxonomy places the organism in Eukaryota, Metazoa, Arthropoda, Insecta, Hymenoptera, Encyrtidae.